This is a messenger RNA of Prorocentrum cordatum, 936 nucleotides long. The record is from the annotation of a GenBank genome assembly. NCBI's taxonomy places the organism in Eukaryota, Dinophyceae, Prorocentrales, Prorocentraceae.
GGCCUCCCCCCCCUUCCCAGGGGGCAGCCGCGCGUGGGGCGCGCGGCCAGCCGCCCCGCCGCGCCGCUUCCAGGGGAGUGCGGGCGCGCGACUAACGUCAAGCUGACGCGCGGGGCGCGCGUCGGCGCGCGCUGGAGCGGCGGAGGCACCCUGUGUGCGAUGUCGCUGCGGCGAGCUCUGGCCUGCGCCACCGCAGUCGAGGGGGCCCUCGCCGCCCUCAGCCUGGAGCAGUCCCUCGAGGAGGCCGUGCUCGAGCUCCGGCAGCGGGUCUACGUCGCUGAUAGCCUCGUCGCCCCGCUCCCGCCUGGCACCUGCGACUCCCACCUGGACGGCCCCCGCUGCGGCCACGUGGGCUUCGGUGGCGCAGGCGCCCGCGCCGCGUCCCGCGGGCCGCGCGGGGCGGCGCUCGCGGACGGCGUCCUCUCCGCCCGGCUCUUCGCCUCUGCCGACGGCCAGUGGAUCUUCGACGAGCCGCUGCUGGGCACGGCCCGCGCGGCGCCGCCCGCCGCGGAAGGCGCCGCCGGCGGCGAUCUGGACGCCACGGCUGCAGGCGGCCGGCAGGGCGGCGAGGCGACGAGGAGCGGCCCUUCGCGGGCUCCCCUGCCGCGCGCCCGCUCCGCGCUGCUGUCCUUCCGCGGCCUGGAGCCCUGGCAGAGGACGCUGCCUACGGAUUUCGCCGGCCGGCGAGGCGGUUUCCCCUUCGCCGUGCGGUGGAUCGGGCCGUGGUCGCUGUCGUCCAGCCCGUUGCCGUCCAGCCAGGUCGUGAGGCGGGGCCAGUUCGUGGCCCAGCUGCAGGGCCCCGUCGGCGGGCUGCGCUUCGGGCGCGCCGUGCACCUGCAGGCAAUCGACCUGGCGCAGCCUCGCCACGGCAGCGCUCCGGGCCAGCGCGCCUCCAGCGUGCCCGUCGUUCAGCACUGGGCCGCCUCCUGGCGAUGA